Sceloporus undulatus (fence lizard) is the source of this 3450-nucleotide messenger RNA. It is a transcript of the gene C6H8orf58, whose product is annotated as chromosome 6 C8orf58 homolog. NCBI's taxonomy places the organism in Eukaryota, Metazoa, Chordata, Lepidosauria, Squamata, Phrynosomatidae. The coding region runs from base 623 to 2188 and encodes 521 amino acids. The transcript is spliced from 11 exons. The record is from RefSeq and is a predicted model, not a curated record.
CAAAAGAGACCUGAGAUUAGUCUGGGUCAAAGUCUUGAUCUGUCCCUCUUUCUGGCUUUUGAGCUCACGAACACCUCUCCUGCCUUAUCAGAUCCCUUUGGUAUUUUGUCUUUAACAUUGAACUUUCGUCAUUGCGUCUGUUCAGUUUGGUCUAUAUUGCAACCAAAUCUGCACAGAGGGCAAUUUGCAGUCCAAGACACCCUCUAGGAUAGUCCAAUACCCAUCCAAAAUUCACCAAACAGUGAUGCCUUUAUUGGCCAACCAAAAAGCACAAUAUACACGUUGCAAGCUUUUGAAGCUUCUCGGGCUUCUUUGGAUUAUUAUUUGGGUGUCGCUGGAUUUGCUAUAUGGCCGUCCCCUAGGACAAAGUCACCAUAACAAAGUUGGCUUGAAGGCACGUAGUAGGGACAACAACAAAUCAUUAACCUGUCUCUGUGUCUGUGUGCGCAUAGGCACAUGCAAUUCUGAAUGGGAAGAGGCCAUAAAAUGCAACUUGUUCCCGGAGGGAAGGAACCCGCAAUGAGAUAGAGAGGGUGUGACUUCCGGGCCUUCAAUGCAAGAGCAGAUGUCCUCGUUUCCAUCAGGGAGAUCCUUUUACAGGCCAUAAGGAAGAAAGGAUGCCAUGCAUGGUCAGAUCUUUGGGGUGUUUAAUCUUAGAAUACCAACCUUUUGGGGGUGCAAGGAAGAAAGUAUGCCAAGGCUGCAGUCCUACAGAUUACUCACACAUCUAGGACAUCCAGAGGCAGCAGGAGAGAGCAGCUUUGCGCAGAAGAUGCUCAGGAGGCGCCGCGUCUUCUCGGUGGAGCCCACCUGGGACCAAGCUAGUGCCUGGAGAUCGGGAGAGAGCUGCGUGGUAUUAACGUCGGUCAGCAUGUACCGGAAGCUGCAGGAUCCUCAAACAGAGAUGUCCCUCAGGCUGGAGCUGGACGGCGGGAUGACCCACAAGGUGGAUCGAUGGGCCGAGGCCGGCUCCCCAACAGAAGAUGAACCCCACCAGCUGAGCUUCUUGCCCAGCAGUGGUCGGCUCCUCAAAUCCGAAUCGGAGGACUCUGGGGUGGAGAUGGCUAGUAAUGAUCACUCGCCUUCUACCCCGGUGGGUUCUGAGAAAAGCUUUUCCUUGGACUGUCUGGAUGGCUUCCAACCAUCGACAGAGGAUUCUUCACUGCCAGCUGCCCAUCAGAGCUUCCCUGAAGAGAAAGGGCAGGAUGUACCAGAUCCUGUCCAGGAUCGCACCUAUCAACGCAGUCUCUCCAUCAGCAAGAAAUUGGCACAGGUGGUCCAACGAUCACAAAAGCACCGCUUGCCUAGCCAUUCUCCUCAGCCACCAAGUCAACGGCCCCGUAGCCUGAUGGAUUUGGAAGAGCUUAAGUGCUAUCACUUGUCCCGGAUGGAAAGCGUUGAUGGGAUUAUGGACAUGGCCAAUGGAAUAGAUGACCGACCGCUAUUUGGCUCCAGCACUCCAGAAGAACACAGCACAGAGAAACAGGUGCUGGAUGACCCUUCACUUGCCAUGCCUGGACAGGGUCUGCGAUACCUGGAGCACAUCUGUCAGAUGCUGGAGAAGAUUGCCCACCUGCAGCGAGCCAACCUGCGGCUUCAACAUCAGCAAAAGAUGAUGGAGUGCCAGAUCCGGGCUCAGAAAUUAGAGAAUGAGGGCUUUUCUGAAGAAACGUCAGAAGGCUCUGGGAUGGCGAGAGUAGGACCCCAGCCGGAGAAUCCAGCAGCUUCGGAAAUGGAGGAAGAGACAGAGAGGGAGGUUGAUUCACCAGCCGCCUGGCAUCCCCACCACUUUCGGGCACGUUCUGCUUCAGAUACACGGGAGCUACGGAGCCCAGCCCGAAACCUUGGGAACAGGCCUGACUGCCCUAGGAAGUCUGCAGCUCACUUUGCCAGCUCUCCUAGCCUUUUGGAUCAGUUGGAUGGUGGCUCUCGUACGUUGCCAGUGGGCAUAAAGAUCAAGAAUGAACAUUCACACUGGAGCAAAGUCAGAGUUCUAAUCAACAGGAUGAAAAGGAAGUCUGUGCGGACCAAUGAACCAAGUUCUCCUUGCAAACCCGCAUCUAGCAGCAGCAGAAGACAGUGUGGAGCAGACAUUGCUUUCGACAGACAAGAAUCUCAACACAAGCGACAUUUUCUGCCCUCUCUGGGGGCAAAGAAGCGCCACUCCAAACACCUUUCCAUUCGGUGAGCUUCAGGAUCCCUUGGAGAUGUGAAAGAUUUGCAGGGGCCAAGUCGAUAUUGAUUAUUGUCCUGUUCUUCACCUGCUCAUCAAGAUCCAGUGUUUUUUGAUGGAGGAUUAAAAAGACUUGAGAGACUUUCAGAUAACAUGUGAGAGACUAGCCCCACCUUCUGUGACUGAGAAAGAGAGGCUGGGAACUCACAGUCCUUUCUCUUAGCAAACCAGAUGUGUCCUGAUGUUUGAACUUCUAUGACAUCUCUCUCCCCCAUCAACAUCUAAAGAUGUUACCUGCAAACCCAGCUUUGCAGACUGGUAGCAAACCUUGUGAGCAUGUGCGUCUUUUUCUCUCCCCUUUGGAGAAAUUUCUCCUGCCUGAUGUUAAACAUAGGUAUUAACGCAGGCACCAAUAACACAGUAAUGGUUCAAAAUGGAUUAGCAAGCCAUGAUUAUCAGGGAACCUGGUUGCAGUCACCAGUUAUUGGAAACACAUGUCCUUCAGAUUUAUGGUUUGUCAUCUUUGACCCAGCUCCAUCUUUGGUGCCGAUGCAAACCAUGGUUAUUGCACAGCAGGUUCUCUGAAAACCAUGCUUUGCCAGCUCACUUUGAACCAGAUCCACCUAAUGUCUGCUGGUUCAACCCAUUGUUUAUUUUUCAUUAAUGUACAUUUUAAGUGGAGCUGGGUUUUGAUUUGCAAAUCACUGUUUGCAGGUAGGUGUAUUAAUACAGGCACACAACACUUCUGUUUAGUCCUCAUCCACUUCACUUUUAAAUGCACUGUGUUUGGGACAGACCUUCUUGAGGCUGGUCCUUUAGAGAAAACUGGUUUUGGACCUGUCCCCUAAAAACCAGUCUCCCAAAGAUAAUUCACUUAGCAUUCCUCUCUGGUGUGCAUUUUCCUAAAGGUAGAUUCUUUCUCACCAUGGUUCAAAUCUCCUUUGAUGUGAGGCUGUUCUCACAUUAGCUGGUUAGGUUUGCUUACAUAAAAUGGUUAUGUGAGCCAUUAUAGAUGAAAAAGGUGUCUCUUGUCACUACAUCUAGGAAAUCCCUGUGUCACGAAAUGUGAACUAACUUAUUGGCUCUCCCUACCUUUAUUCCCCCCUUUAAACAAUGUACAGAGACUUCCUUCUCCUAUGCGUACAGCCAUAUAACUUCACAGAUGAAGUGAAUCUUGUAUAUUUAUAUGACCUUCUGGUCACCUAUGUUUUUGUAUGUAGAUAGAAAUGCAUUUAUGCACAAGAUUUAAAAGAAAAAAAGAAAGAAAAUAAAACUUU